Messenger RNA from Oreochromis niloticus (Nile tilapia), 1180 nucleotides. RefSeq names its product ankyrin repeat domain-containing protein 46. The coding region runs from base 326 to 649 and encodes 107 amino acids. The transcript is spliced from 3 exons. The record is from RefSeq and is a predicted model, not a curated record. Lineage: Eukaryota; Metazoa; Chordata; Actinopteri; Cichliformes; Cichlidae.
GACAAUCAGCUGCGAUUUACUUUAAAUGCAUGCAGUUUAUUGUGUUUAUUCACUGUAAUAAAGAUUAUUAGUAGAACGGGUCAAAAAAAGGCAAAAGGACGGGAAAAAGGGAAAGUGACGUGCUGCGCUCCGGUUAGCUAGUUUUCAUGUUGGACGGUAAGAGGGGAGCCGCAAAGAGCGGAAAAUGUUAAAAUGUCCGCACAGUAUGUGCGUUAAACCGGCUACAGACACGAGGACGUUACUCAGUAGUCUUUUAUUCAUCCCGGAUACUCCUGCAUAACUUCAGCAGCCAUGAUGGAUGCUCUGAUGCUGGUGGAGAGACGUGAUGUCAGCCAGGAUUCACCUUCAGGGAGGGCAGGAGGGGCUGGACAGUGGGAGUGCGAUGCAGAGCUGCUCCUUACUGAACCUGAUCCUGCAGAGCACUGAGGGCGUCCUGUCCAGCUUCAGGACCACCUGGCAGGAGUUUGUGGAGGACGAUGACUUUUGGAGGGUCGUGCUGCUGAUGGUGGUCAUCGCCCUCCUCUUCCUGGGCAUCGCCUACUACGUCAGCAGAGUCCUGCCUUUCUCAGGGUGGAGAGGAGGCAGGAAAAUGAAUGAAGAUCUUUAUGUAGAACAAAAACUCUGGUAUUUAUUUGUUGUGCAAAUCUGAUCAUUUUAUUUGAACAACAUCAUGUGAUGCUGCCAGUGCAAAGAAGAGAGGACGAUGACUCAGAGACACCAACAGCUUCAUGUGUGGCCUAACACCUUUACAACCACGCACUGAUAAACUCAUUUCCUCUUCCUCACACUUGUUAUGUCAUCCCUGUUGCUCUGUUACAAGCUGUAUAUUACUGAUGUUUUGUAUCUUUUCAUUGUUUUCUCCUCACUUGUUAUUUAUUCAAAUGUCUUUGGUAUGAAUUUUUCCCUCGCUGUCUUUAUUUCACACAAAUACCUGCAGCCUUUCUGACUGGAAACAGUUUUGUCACGAUAACAGAGCCGACUGCAGAGAAACACCUGGACUGAGUUUAGAUGAAGCGUCAGGUUUAACUGUGGGAUUAUAGCAGCAGAUUAAUGCUUCUUACUUUGUUGUAUAUUCAUUUUAUCUUAAUGUGCUUUUGUUAAAGGUUUUCAGUGUUUAUUCCAUCAAACAUUUGAAGUCAUUUAAUGUGCAAAAUGAAUAAAUUCAUGACUGUAAUCUGCA